UCCCCUGCUGGGCAACGCUGGGGCUGGUCACCCCUCAGGAGGGCUAGGCGCUGCCUAGGCAGCUCCGGCACAGAAGGUCCCUGGAGGAGAGGACGAGCUGGGGUUUCUGUCGCACACCCCGUCCCCCCAGCACAGACAACCAGGCCGGGAGCCAGGAAGCGGCUCGCACCCAGCAGAUCUCCCUGCAGUGCAGCUGUUGCUCGCAUGUGACCGGCAGCCCAGGGCUGUCCCUGCUGCACCAGGUUUGCACUUAGUCCCAGUGCCCCGAGGCGAGAGCGGGGGCGCCGGGGCGGGCUCCUGUUGCUUUCGGAUCGUUCGGUACGUGACGGCUUCUCGGAGCGGCGCCUCCCAGGCCGGAGCGGGACUACCUCCCGCCCCCGGCACAGAGUCACACACGCGGGGGGGAAGAGGAGGCGCCCCCCGAGCGCCGGCCCCUCAUGCACCGCGCCGACCUGCAGCUGCGCCCCGCAGGCAGGAGGGGGCCCCUCUCUCGGGCCCCAGGAGCAGCGCGUGUCGCAACUCCCCCUCCCCAGCCGGGGCAGCCUCCUCUGGGGAAGAUAGCAGCAGGCGGGCGGCCGCAGUGAGCAGCCACGGCGGGGCCCUCCGGCGCCCCCAGAGACCGGCACGGGGCUCAGGCACCAGCAGAAUUCCACUACUGUGCAAUGAAAGGAAUCUUCAUUCCUGGGAACUGAAACUGGUGGAUUAUUCCUGGCUUCCUUGAUGAUUAUAAAAUGGAGCCCCUAUCAUUCAAAGUUAAAAAACUUCAAGCACCCACUGAUAUCUCAGUGGAUUUUAGUCUCCAGCUUGUUGGUUCUCUGCCAGUGCAUUCUCUAAUCACCAUGCCAAUGCUGCCUUGGAUUGUGGCAGAGAUUCGGCGGCUCAGUAUGCAGUCUUCCAUGGAAGAACCUAGCACCAGCCAAAUCCGGCUUUAUGUUUCACCAGUAAGCCUGCGAUGUGAACCAGACACAGGAAAGAGCCAACAGUGGGAUCCUUUGAUUUGUUCCAGCCUGUUUGAGUAUAAGCCACAGCAUGUCCUCAAACUGAUUCACAAUAGCCAUGAUCCAAGUUACUUUGCUUGUCUGAUAAAGGAUGGAGCAGUAAAUCAGCAAAGUAUCUGUUAUGUAUUCAGAGCUGCUGAUCCAACAAAAGUGCCUGAGAUUAUUGGCUCCAUUCGACAGGCUGGAAAAAUCGCUCGCCAAGAAGAGUUCCAGAAUAAUCCAUCUGAAGUUGAAGACCCUUUUUCCAAAAAGUUUGAGGUGUUGUUCUGUGGACGAGUGACAGUAGCACACAAAAAUGCGCCCCCAGCAUUAAUAGAUGAAUGUAUAGAAAAAUUUAACCAUGUUAGUUGUACCAAAAAAUUGGAAUUUAAUUCAUUGUCCCAACAACGUGAAACUGCCAGUAAUUCUGGAGGAUUAUCAUUCAGUGAUAAAUUGCGAUCUGUUUUCCAACCCUUGGUCGGUGAAGAAGAAGAGAAAAGGCCAAUUAGGAAAUCUUAUUCUCAGCCUGGGCUGCGUUCCUUUUCUUUUAAGAGGGACUUGCAAGAUGGGAGUUGCAGGAGUAACAGUUUUGCCAGCUCUUUUGAUGAAACUGAGACUUCGCUGAACCUAAAACGUCAACUUGGCUAUGGACACAACGUUGUGCAGCCAACAGAUAUUGCAGGAAACCGGACUAUGUUGUUCACGAUUGGGCAGUCUGCAGUUUAUCUCAUCAGUCCUGACACGAAAAAAGUAGCACUUGAGAAAAGUUUCAAGGAAAUAUCCUUUUGCUCUCAGGGUAUUAGACAUGUGGAUCACUUUGGGUUCAUCUGUAGAGAGUCUUCAGGAAACGGUGGCUGCUACUUUGUCUGCUAUGUGUUUCAGUGCACAGAUGAAGCCCUGGUUGAUGAAAUCAUGAUGACUUUGAAACAGGCUUUCACUGUAGCUGCUGUGCAACAAACCUCCAAAGCUCAGCUCCAACUUUGCGAAGGAUGCCCUAUGCAAUUCCUGCAUAAACUCUGUGAAAAGAUUGAAGGACUACAUCCUUCUAAAACUAAACUAGAACUCCAGAAGCAUCUCACAACACUAAAUAACCAGGAGCAGGCUGCUCUUUUUGAGCAGGUUCAGAAAUUAAGACCAAGAAAUGAUCAGAAAGAGAAUGAGUUGAUUAUCGCUAUUCUAAGAAACAUGUAUGAAGAAAAACAGAAGGAUCAUGUUCACAUUGGGGAAGCAAAGCAGGCUUCACAGCCUUGUGGAGAGACUACUGGAAAUGAGAUGCCAAGCAGUGCUUCCAGGUUCAGACUAGAUAUGUUGAAGAGCAAAGCUAAACGGUCACUAACAGAAUCAUUAGAAAGUAUCUUGUCACGGGGUAGUAAAGCCAGAGGUUCACUAGAAAGUUCUGGAAGUGUGGAUUUGGACAGCUCCUUAUCCAGUACAUUAAGCAGCACAAGUAAAGAACCAUCUUUGUGUGAAAAAGAAGGCCCACUUCCAGAGACUCCUGCCAAGACCAAUGGAUCUGUGGGAGAUGUCUCCAGUGACCCAGUUAGUCACCCCAUCGAGCAGCCUGAUAAAUUACCUCAGCAAGGCUUUCGCCGGCGAGCAAACACAUUGAGUCACUUGCCUAUCGAAUACCAGGAAUCUUUGGAACCAGUUGAAACAUCACCAUCUGUUCCACAAAGGAAACUUAUGAGGUAUCAUUCAGUGAGCACAGAGACUCCUCACAGGCGAAAUUUGAGCACAUCUGUUGGCGAGUCUGAAAGCUGUUCUGGUCAAUCUUCAGCUCCCUCUCCUCUAGCUCGUCUUAAUCCCUCGGCCUCUUCACCCACUUUUUUAAAAUAUCUAAAGCAUAAUUCAAGCAGAGAACAAUGUGGGCAUGUUGCACAAAAGAGCAUCUCCUACCGUAUUGCCCUACGGAAAAAGCUUCAUUCUUCCUCCUCUGUGCCAAAUUUCUUAAAAUUUCUGGCUCCCGUAGAUGAAAAUAACACCUCUGACUUUAGGAGCGCAAAAAGUGACUAUGAGUCUAAACAAAGCCAGCUGGAUGUUGGCAAUGACACCCCUGUAAGGACUCGCCGGCAUUCAUGGAGACAACAGAUAUUCCUUCGAGUGGCAACUCCACAGAAAGGAUGUGAUUCUCCCAGCCGACAUGAUGAUUACUCUGAAUUGGGAGAUCUUCCACCCAGGUCCCCGUUAGAACCAGUUUGUGAAGAUGGCCCCUUUGGGCCAGUGAAAGAAGACAGGAAACGGACAACUCGGGAGCUUCGAGAACUGUGGCAGAAAGCCAUUCUUCAACAGAUACUGCUCCUCAGAAUGGAAAAAGAAAAUCAAAAGUUGCAAGCUUCUGAAAACAAUUUGCUGAACAGGCGUCUGAAACUUGAUUAUGAAGAAAUCACUCCGUGCUUGAAAGAUGUAACUUUGGUUUGGGAAAAAAUGCUGAGUACACCAGGAAGGUCAAAGUCAAAAAUUGACAUGGAAACAAUACAUUCUGCUGUUGGGCGAGGAGUACCACGUCAUCACAGGGGUGAGAUCUGGAAGUUUUUAGCAGAACAAUACCAUCUUAAACAUCAGUUUCCAAGUAAGCAGCAGCCAAAGGACACUCCCUACAAAGAACUCUUAAAACAAUUAACUUCCCAGCAACAUGCAAUACUUAUCGACCUUGGACGCACCUUUCCAACACAUCCUUAUUUCUCAGCACAACUGGGAGCUGGGCAGCUGUCACUCUACAAUAUUUUGAAGGCCUAUUCUCUUCUGGACCCGGAAGUAGGGUAUUGCCAGGGCCUUAGUUUUGUAGCAGGAGUUCUGCUGCUUCAUAUGACUGAAGAAGAUGCUUUUAAGAUGUUGAAGUUUCUUAUGUUUGACAUGGGCCUAAGGAAACAGUAUCGUCCCGACAUGACUAUUUUACAGAUCCAGAUGUAUCAACUUUCCAGACUUCUUCACGAUUACCAUAGAGAUCUCUACAAUCACUUGGAGGAGCAUGAGAUUGGCCCUAGUCUCUAUGCUGCUCCCUGGUUUCUGACCAUGUUUGCCUCUCAGUUUCCCCUGGGAUUUGUUGCCAGAGUGUUCGAUAUGCUCUUUCUUCAGGGAUCAGAGGUUAUAUUUAAAGUGGCUUUAAGCCUGUUGGGAAGUCACAAACCCUUGAUUCUGCAACAUGAGAACUUAGAAACCAUAGUGGAUUUUAUUAAAAACACUCUCCCAAACCUGGGCUUGGUACAGAUGGAAAAGACCAUUAAUCAAGUGUUUGAAAUGGAUAUCGCCAAGCAGUUGCAAGCUUACGAAGUUGAAUAUCACGUGCUUCAGGAUGAGUUGAUAGAUUCGUCUCUCAAUGACAAUCAGAGAAUGGAUAAGUUGGAAAAGGCAAACACUAGUUUGAGAAAACAGAACUUUGAUCUACUGGAGGAGUUGCAGGUGGCAAAUGGAAAGAUCCAAAACCUAGAAGCUACAGUAGAAUUUUUACUGAACAACGAGAGCAAAUUGAAGCAAUCCAUUCUCACUUUAGAGCUGGAGAGGAAAGCUUUGCUGCAGACAGUGGAAGAUCUACGCACGCAGACAGGCAGCCCAGGUGGAAAACAUCUACUUACCAGGCAAGAGUGCAUGGAUGCCAACUGACAGCUGCAAUUGUAAUGGAGCAGACAAGUUCCACAAAGAGAAAGGGAAGAACUGUUUUUUACUGUCAUCAUUGGGAUUUGACACUGUCUUCUUAGCAUUGUCCAUGCCUUACUGUAGCCGAGUGAGGGAAUGGGAGUGUCUGCAAAAAUAUGAGAAGCACGUUUCUCAGGGAGGAGAGACUCUUGCUUGUUAACUUAUAGAAUUCUUGUAAACUAUAAAAUAUGCAAUAUAAUGAUGGGCAGGAAUAAAUAACUAAAUAACAUAUGUACACUCCAGAUACAAUGUACUGUAAAUAUCUGCGGUCAUGGACUCUUCCAUAAGUGCUUCUAAACCUAAGUGCUUCAUAUUGGUUACGUGUGUUCCUUUUUCUAUUAGAAAACUCCACGUUUAAUAGGUGUCCUGUAAAAGGCUGGAGAAUUACAUCAGUGAAGAGCUUUUGAACUGACUCUGUCUUUUUGGGACUACAAAGUAUUAGCAUUCACGGAUAGGUUUGCGAUCAUACUCGAUAGAUUCUGAGGGUGUAAUUCUCCUGUGGCUUGGCUGGGUUCCACUAAUCAUGUUAUUAAGGCCCCUGAUAACUGCUUUGUGUGCUUAAAGGUGUUAACUUAGUGGACCCUGGAGAGCUGGACUUGGUUGUACGUAACUAUAAUUGUGAAGCAUUUUGCCAUCAGUCUUUAUAAAACAUACUGUUUUAAUACGUUUUGUUUUGACAUCCAUUGUUUUAGUACUGUUGAUGGACAUGAUCUGAUAAAUGUACCAUUGAAGGUAACUGCAUUUUACUUUUUCAACAGAAUACACUGACAUUGUCAUGGCGGAGUCUGUCACUCUCACAGCAUUGUAGUGGAUUUAUCAUCAUGCCUAAAGGCGUCAUUUUAUUUAUUUCUGAUCUGCUGUGUGAUGUCAGCCUCUUUCGGGGAACUGAAUGCCUGCUGAUUUUUAGUUUAGUUUGGUACUCGGUGCCCAUCCACCCUUUGGAGAAGAACAAUAUUUAAGACUCUUUCUCUGAAAUGGUGGAGGCACUUCAAAGCUUGAUUUUGUGCCAGACAUACUUACACUGCUUUAUAAAGGAUAUUGGGCUAAAGUAUGAAUUAGGACCACGGCCUAUUUACAAUGCCUCUUUUGAGGAAGAUUACACAUUUUAAAAAGCUCACUUUUCUGGAAAAGACAAUGAAAGUAGUUUUCCGGCCAGUUAAAGCACCACUGUUUCAACUACAGGUGCAAUAAUAUCCAAGGAGAUCCAGUUAACUUGGUGUUUAAUUAGACCAAAUAGUAUCACAAAUUUGUUCUUCCCCAAACUCAGUGUUACAGGUAUCAACUUGUUGCUAUAGUGGAGAUUAGUAUUUCAGAUGUGAGUUUCCUAAAUUGUCAAUUUCUUAUUCUUAAAAUUUUAGGGCACAUUUAUUUCUCUAAUCCACAAUGUGGUGGAAGAUCUUUUACUUCAUGCAUGUUUCUCUAUGGUACAUUCUGCUUACAGCUGUAAUGUGCAUUCUGGUGCGAAUCCAAUACUAGCAUGUGGAUUAAAGUGGAGAAUUUGCUCUUUAAUUUCCAAAUUACAGAUUGAUUCUUGUAAUUUCUUAGAUGUGGCUGGUUCUCCAAAUCCACAUUGUUUGCUUAGAGUCUAAAUUCCAUACAAGCCAGACAUUACAAAUCUGUUUACCUCUUGUGUUGUUGUUUUUUUGAAUUGAGAAACCAUACAGAAGCUCACACUUCACAUUUUAAAAUCUCUUUACAUCGUACCCUUUUACAGUUUGAGGGCUAAGUUAUGUUGCAUUUGGACAUCUAGGGGCCAUUACUCAUACACUGGCUUUUUACAUUAAACAAAAGAGCAACAGAGAAAAGUUAGUGAUCCAUGCCAAAAUUUGUUUGCAUGUUUUGUUGCAUCUAAGAACAAAAACAAAGUUUUCUGUGUGAUAGUUCAGAAGCUAAUAUGUUAAGAGUUUCCCUGAGAUCACAGUAUCAUUUUUAAAUAGUUAUUAAUGAAAACUGAUGGACAUCAAACUUUUUUAGACACACUAAGAACCCCAGUUGUGAACUUGGACCUGCGUCUGUAUCUCUUGGCUCAGGAUGUAUAUUUUUGGUAUGACUCAAAUUGUGCAGUAAUUUGGCUCAUGUUCUGCUUCUCUCCCAGUGUAAGUGGAGGAAAGCCUCUGGCCCAACGACUUUUUCAAGAAUUUAUUUUCCUUCAGACAAUAUGAUGCUGAGUUGAAAGGGGUCUAGAACAACUGUUCCCAGAGGAGAGUGUGGUUAGUAGGUAGGCAUCCAUUUUCAGUCUCAAGUGUCCACAUGUUUGUGACAGUUUGAUUUUGCCAAGAAGCAGAGCUUUCCAGGGUGAAACCUGUCCAUGUACAAAUGCACCAGAUUUUGCUAAAGUGGCAAAUAGCAUACCUGACUGACACACUGAGGCCCAGGCCAUCCCCAGCACAGGAUCUGAGCAUUAAUGGGACAACUGCAUUAGGAUCUCCCUUGCUUACAUGGAAUCAGAUGAGCGUGCUGUUUCUGUGGGAUCAUUUUCCUGCCUCUUCUGCCCUGUGCCACUAGAUCUCAAGGGGGGGCAGGAAGGAAGAACAUGGAGUAAAGGAGGUGCCCUGCUCCAAGUCACCAACCCUUGCAAAGCCCAGGCGUUUCCAUGCAGAAAUGAGAGAGAAGUAAUACAGCUUGGUGCUGUAUGACACCCCUGACACACACCUUCAGGUCCCCUCUGCUUCUGGGGACUCUACCAAUAGCAGUAUAGUUCUGUGUUGCCAGGUGAAGAGGAUCCUGAACUAUCCCCACAGGCUGGUUGCUGUAUCAGAACAGAAGGCAUCUCCCUUACCUGUAGUUAAGAGAUACUAGCGAGUUGGAAACCCAUAAAUCCAUGUCCUAGCCUCCAAAAGGGAAAACUCCUCCCUCCCGAGGGAACAGUCUGAGGAAAGCUGCAAGUUGAAGCUCACAGAAUUUUCUCCCCCUUGCCUCUCCCACAGGUGAUUAGUCUCUUCCCUCCCCCCCCCACCCCGAUGGUGCACAGAAAAGGGGGAGAAAAAAGAAAGGGGGAAAAAGAGAGCGACUUCCGAGGAUUCCCCAGGAGAUGGUCCCAAGAGUUCAUUUUCAUGCACAACUUGCGCCUUACGGGAUGCUCUGCUGUGCUCGUUCUGUGACUAAUAUAAGGGUGCUGAUGACGCACACUAGCGUACCAGCUCAGAGAUGCACUGUGAACAGGAGAGGGUGUCAGCUAGUGCAGAAGAGAGACUUGGCCUGUAAUGUGGCUAAUCAUGCCGUCUGUGACAAGAAAGAAUCUGCUCCACUAGUGCUUUGCAGUCAACAGUGCCCCGUGGACUGCGGAGCUGGUCUGGCAGGUGGAAUGCCACCCUGCAAUAGCAGGCUUUCUUUUCCUUGUCCAGCAUCUGAGAACAUGCCGCUGCCCUCAUUGCUGGCUCGUUGGCAUGUCAAUACCUUGGCCCAUUUAUUUUUAAGAGAUGAUUAUAUAGAACCUGAGAAUAAUGACACAGCGCCCAUCAUCUGAGGAGGUCGAUGCACUUUACAAAGGUGGGUAAGCAUUAUGAUUCCCCUUUAAUACAGAGUGAGGAAGUGAGUCAAAAAGGAGUUGAGAGACUUGUCACAGGUUGCACAAUGUGUUAGUGGUAGCUGGCACUAAAAUCCAGGUCUUCUGAGUCCCAGACCUGCGCUCUCAAACACUAAAUAAUUCUGCCCCUCGUUGGUUACUGCAAAAUCUCUGGCUUUCUCUGAUGUUACUGUAUCAGAGGGGUAGCUGUGUUAGUCUGGAUCUGUAAAAAGCAACAGAGGGUCCUGUGGCACCUUUAAGACUAACAGAUGUAUUGGAGCAUAAGCUUUCAUGGGUGAAUGCCCACUUCGUCGGAUGCAUGUAAUGGAAAUUUCCAGAGGCAGGUAUAAAUAUGCUGGCAAGAAUCAUUCUGGAGAUAACGAGGUUAGUUCAAUCAGGGAGGGUGGGGUCCUCUGCUAGUAGUUGAAGUGUGAUGUUAGUAUGGUCUUCAGAGCCAUGACGUUUUCUUUUCACUUUCAAUUCCCCUUUUUCCUCCCCCUCCCCCCUCCAAAAUGAGAGUGCUUCCUCACGCUUUCAAAGGAGGUGGAUAAACCUUAGGCCAGAUUCUGUACUGCAACUCUCAGGAGAGACAACACGGGAAGGCAGAGGGGAUCGAUGGUGGCUUCAGCCUAACUUUGUGGCUCUCAGAUUCUAGCACUAAUUAGAGCAGUGUCCUGGGGCUGGUCUGACUACUAACAGCUUCCUCAGACUUUCUAAUCCGCUAUUCUGCAGCCCAGAAUGUCCAGAGGACACAGAGCUGCAGCAGUGUAAAAAGCAGAGCAUGGGCAGAGCACGAACUGGCUUGAUCCAAUGACUGUAAUUACACUCUUCUCCCAUUGAUCUCACACCCACACACCUCAGAGCCUGAUGGGCAGGUGUAGUUCAGCUGGGAAGCUUGGCUCAUGGAAAAGAAUGGGAGCCUGAGGCACCAUGAAUGUAUUUUCAUAUUGGAGGUUUUGGGUCUUUGGUUUUUCAACACAAAUUGAAAUUUUCCAUGGAAACCUAACACUUCACAUUAAGCAUUUCAUUUAGUCAAAACCCAAUUUUCUGUCCAAAACCAGGUUUGAUGGAAAAUUUCUGACCCACCCUACUUAAUAUGCUACAUUAAUGUAUGUGUCCCCAUCUCUGAGACGCAUGUAGAUAUUACGGAAUUGCUGGAGCAAUUUUUUAAAAAAAUUCUGCCCUCUUACAAUUGCAGAAUUUGAAUAUUGAACUAAAGUGUUAUUUGUUUACUGUAGUGAAAAUUAAGCUCUGUUUGUUUCAACAGUGCUUGCUGUAUGGGGGCAUCUUGUGUUGGGCUGUGGGACUCAUUUGAAAAUGGGUAUAUUGACAAAAAGAGUAUACCUUUAUUUGGGUGGUUUGGCCACUUUCCCUUUCUUGGAGCAGAUUAAUAUUUGUUAAAUUGGUUCCUUUUCCCAAGCUAUUGAGAGGUGAAGUAAAGAAGCCUUUGGAAAUGCACAGCAACAAGAGUUUUGGACCUAAAAGACCUGGGAAGUGUGCUGUGUAUUCCUGAGUGCUAUCUACUGGUAUUUUAUCAACUAACUCUUAACAGAUGUACAGACAUCUCUUUUAUAGAGCACUCCUAUAACACAGACAAGGUGGUCUGGUGUCAGGGGGCAGAGAUGCGAUGGCCAGCAAAUCCUUUUGGCCUGAGGGUGAGAGAUUCUGUCAGUUUUUGCUAGUCAUUCGGAAUCAAUUGUUAGGUCUGGGCUAGAGAGCAGGGAUGAGAGCAAGUUCCACAAAAGGACAUAGAAUUUCGUAGAAUCCUAUUGCUCUCAUUGGUCAGAGGAAAGAAUGGGGUAGAAGUGUGAGUUCCUUUGGGCAGGGGAGAGCAUCUGGGGAGGUUGGGGCCCUACAAUGAUUUGCGUAUUGUAUUUGAAUAUUAAUGAGAACCCAGCAUGGGCAUUCUUUUAUGUUGCGUUCAAAUAAACAUCCAUUAAUUAAUAGAAAUUCUGUAGCUGGCUCGCGGGAGAAGAAUAAGCCACGUUUUGACUUUAUAUGCAUACACCUUUCCCAUUCUUUUCAGUGCACGUAUCAUGUCUAUUUGAAGACAAUUUCACCCUUACUAUGGAAUAAGAACAACAAAUCUGUCAAGUUUUAAGGCUACCCAGUAAUGGUCUCCACAUUCAACCUUAACAAUUACACAUUUCUCCCCUUGAAUUUAAGAAACUUAAGACCAUUCCUGCGAGCCUUACAUAUGUGAGCAGUCUCUGGGCAGUACAGGUCUGUCGCAUCUUACGCACAUUUAACAUGCGCGAUUUCAACUUUACGCGGUCGGCAAAAACAAAAAAGAAAAAAACAACAAUUUUAAUACUAUAUCUGUAGUGCGGGCGAUUUCGCCCACCAUUGAACUCAAUGGGGUUUUGGCUAUACGCGGUUUUCACUUUACGCGUUAACCGCGGAACGGAACCCCCGCGUAAGAUGAGACAGACCUGUAUCAUUGCGAGUGACAGGAGUGAAGCUUUGCAUGAUCAUAUCCUGAACUUUAUUCCUGGUUUCUAGCUGUGUAAAUGAUUUCCAUAUAUAUUUUGUGUGUAUACAACAUAUAAAUGAUUUGUAUUUUUAUAUCAGUGAACUUAAGUUUGCACAUUGCAGUUUUUACCCAGUAAAUUUAAUUUUUGAAUGUUAA
This is a messenger RNA of Chrysemys picta bellii (western painted turtle), 10744 nucleotides long. It is a transcript of the gene TBC1D1, whose product is annotated as TBC1 domain family member 1. The record is from RefSeq and is a predicted model, not a curated record. NCBI's taxonomy places the organism in Eukaryota, Metazoa, Chordata, Testudines, Emydidae.